AUGUCUGUGCAUUAUAAGUUUAAAAGUGCAUUGGAUUACGAUACAGUAACCUUUGAUGGCUUACAUAUAUCAGUGGGAGAUUUAAAAGCAGCUAUUUCCCAGCAAAAGCGUAUUGGAAAAACAUCAGACUUUGACCUACAAAUAACAAAUGCACAGACUAAAGAAGUGUAUGUGGAUGAUCUCACUUUGAUUCCCAAGAAUACAUCCUUACUAGUAGCUAGAGUUCCUUUAGCUCAGCAGCCUAAGAAACAAUGGGAUAAUAAAGAUACACAAGGAGCACCUGUUAAAGAUGUGUCUGUUAAUAAAGGAGUGGCUGAUCUGUCACGGAUGGAAGGUAGCGAGCAGGAUAAAAUUAAUGCUAUGAUAUCACAGUCUACUUUUGAUUAUGACCCAAGCAAUUAUCAGAAAAUUCGUGGUCAAAAUCAAAGAGGUGCUGUACCAAGUAACUAUGUCUGUUUUAAGUGCCAGAAUAGAGGACACUGGAUUAAAGAUUGUCCUGUAGCUAAUUCUGGUGACCCAAUAGAGAUAAGAAGGAGUUCGGGUAUACCUCGCAGUUUUAUGGUUCCUGUUGAUGGUCCCAAAGCCCCUGGAGCCAUGAUGACCCCAAGUGGAACUUUUGCAGUCCCUGCUGUGGACCAUGAAGCAUAUUUAGCAUCUGAAAGUGCAGUCGGUCCCGAGUCUUUACCCAAUGCACCAGCUGCCCCAGAACCCACUAUACCUGAUGAGUUAAUAUGCAGUCUAUGCAGGGACCUUCUCACUGAUGCUGUUAUGAUACCAUGUUGUGGAAACUCAUUUUGUGAUGAAUGUAUUCGAGGAGCAUUAUUGGAGUCUGAGGACCAUGAAUGUCCCGAUUGUCGUGAAAAGGAAAUAGCACCUACUACUUUGAUCCCUAAUAGGUUUCUAAGGAAUUCAGUAUCAUCUUUCCGCAACCAGACUGGUUAUAGUCGACGGGCACCUCAUCGUCCUUCAGCUGCCCCGGCUCCACCAAAUAUAGAACAACCAGUGCCCAACCCAGUCUCACCAAGUAGAGGAGUUGUGGCAAAUGAAGCGGUAGAGGAGAAAGCUGAAGAAAGGGCGAGGGCGCGGGGCGGUAGAGCGGACGAAUCGGACGGGUCCGCAGAUGACAACAUUACGGUCACCGUGCCGCCUGCGCAUGCGCAUAUAGCUCAGCAUACGGGUCCCGCGCAAGUGCCCCGCGGCCGAUAUGAUCACCAUGCGCCCCGCUACGGACCACCUAAAAAACCCAACAUGGAAGGUCCUCCAAAUAUGCCUCGAGGAGACGAACAAAGAGCAAGCACGCCAACGAUUGACGAGCGAAGAGAUUCUAAUAUUCCGCCACAGCGCGUGUACAAUCGGGGUCCUCCGCCAUAUCUACCGGGAAUGCCACCGCAUCAUUAUAAUGCGCCGGCUCCUUACGGAAGACCGAUGGGACGACCUUACAAUGACCGGUACCCAGCCCACGAUCCCUAUCAGCCCCCGCCGCCUGGAAUCAAGGAUUCGCCCAAUGGGCGCAGCGAGGAUCCGCUCGAGGCGUUCAAUCGAAUGAUCCGCGAGAAGGAGAUGCGGGCGAGGAGGAGGGAGGAGGAGCGGCGUCGGGUGAAAUCCGGAUCACGCAGUGUAUCGCGUUCCCGUUCGCCGCGCCCCCCACGUUUGUCCCGUUCGCCGCGGCCCCCUCGCGGCUCGCGUUCUCCCCGGCCCCCCCGUAGCUCGCGUUCUCCCCGGCCCCCUCGUAGCUCGCGUUCACCCAGACCCCUGCGCGGAUCUCGAUCGCCUCGCCCCCUACGCUCGCCGCGACCUCCUCGUGAUUCCCGCUCACCGCGAUCUCCCCGCGCUCGCCCCAGGAGUCGUGGCUCCAGUCGACUCCGAUAUUCUAGAUCGCGUUCGAUAUCUCGUGGCCGCUUACGUCGUUCGCCCUGGUCUCCAAGGAGAAGACGUUCUAGGGACAGAACUAUGUCUUUAUCACGGUCGCCGUCACCACGUCGCCGGAUCCGCUCACCGAUGCGCUACCGCUCGGCAAUGCGUUCACCGGGAGGCCGUUCCCCGAUGCGUUCCGUAGUCCGGACCCCGUUACGCUCUCCGCUGCGCUCUCCCCCACGCGCUGUGCUCCCGCACUCGCCUAUGCGUUCGCCGCAUCGCGGGCCACGCUCACCUCGGCCGCUGUCACCACAUAGAUUUACGGGAGUUUACGACGAAUUGUUGUCACCGCCGCGUCGUAGUGAGCCGUCCUUCGGUGGCAGAUAUGGGCCGAGGAACAAUGUUGGACCUGUAUACCCUCCUCCGGGAGCGAAACCAGUUGCACUUAUGGGUCUUAAUAUCCAACCAAUUCCUGAUGUUCUUCCACCGGGCUAUCGGGGUCGUUUCGACGAUAUUCCGCCUGGCGUAGAGCCGCCAGUACCUGGUUUCGAGCCACCACCUUUUGAUAAGCAGUUUGGUCCACCUAGUUCAAUAGAACGUGAUAGAUUACCGCCACCAAACUAUCGAGAUCCUUAUCGCCCGCCAGCAUAUACUGAUGGUUUCAGAGAUGGCCCUGUUCCGCCAAUUCAAAAUGAGAUGGCACCUCUUCAUGUAGACCGUUACAGAGAUAAUUACAGACCGGGACCGCCAUAUCGUGAUGGUGGAUCUAUACCGUAUAGAGACCAAGGUCCACCGGGUCCACGAGACGCGAGCUAUAGAGGUGGACCGCCGCAAUUUCGGGACAGUUCAUAUAGGGGUACGGCAUAUCGUGAUGGUAAUUAUAGAGAUAAUAUUUCCCAUAAUUUCCGUGAAGGUGGAGCACCGUUUAGACCUCCUAGCGCAGAUCCAAGAGAACAGAUAGCGCCAUUCCACGACCCCUCCCUUCGCGAAGGAUUAAGAGAUGAAAGUCGUGAUAACAGGCAAGGUUAUCGAUCUAGCAAUUCAUCGCGUAAUAGAGGAUCUAGGCGAAAUGGUCCUGAAAGAGAAAAAUCAAGGGAAAGGUAUCCUGAUGGUCGUGAAAACUCGGAUAGACUGGAUAGACCUCGUGGCAGUGAAAAAGUUUCACGAGAAGAUCGAGUACGAGAGCAUGACAGAAAUAGAGAUUAUGAUAAAGACCGAGGUCAUGAACGCGUUACACCAGACAGAAAAGGGCGAUCUCGCGAUGUACGUGAAAAGCGUCGAAGUGAAUCACGGGGAAAGUCACGUGAUCGUGAAAGUAGGAAAGAAAAGAAGGAAGAGAGAGCUCGUGAAAAAUCAUCAACUGAGCGGACUAAAGAUCACAAAGAGAAAGAUAAAAAAGUUAAAGAUCGCAAGAAAAAGAAACGUGAAAAAGAAAAGGAUAGAGAAACCGAAAAGAAGAAAAAGCGUGACAAAAAGGAAAGAAAAGAGAGUAAAAAAGAUGAAGACGAUGAAAAAGCUAAUAUUCUAGUAGAAACACUGCAGCCAAAAGUAGAAACAGAAGGAGAGAAAGAAACGAAUUCUACGGAUAUUAGAGAUAUAGGAGACUCAACUGUAAUAAAAGAAGAGGAAAGGACAACUGAACCUGAGGAUUUAAAAAAUGAUUUAUAUGGUGAUGAAGCAGCCGAAGCUGUCGAUAAAAUAAUUUUACAAAACUAUAUAAAAGCAGAAAGUGCCGAGGGUAAUGAGGUAGUAAAAGAUACAGCAGUUAGAGAUGAACCAUUUGACGGUAUAGAAUUGCAGCCCGCUGUAGAUGAACUUGCUGCUGAUAUGGAUGUUCCUUCAAGUGCGAACAAAGAAGUUUUGGCUCCAUUGCCGGCAUUGUCAAAAUGGGAAGUUGAUGAAGAUCCAGAGAAAGCAAAAGAGCCCGGAGAAAUAACGUCUGCAGAUGAAGAGAACUCUAGGAAAGUAACAUCUGAGGUUAUAAAACGUGCAGAAAAGGCGAUAUUCGCGAAGGCUAUAAACUCCUUGCGCCCAAUAGAAAUAAAAAAAAUCAGCGGUGAUCGGUUAAAACUGUACGGGGAUGAGCAACCAAAAUCCUUGGUAAAUAAUAUUCAAAUAACUGUUCCAAUUACUGAUUUGGAACGAAAGUCAGUAGAUAAUGUUGAUAAAAAAGGAAGGUAUUCUAAAACUCCACCGCCUCGCUUGUCUGUUAAAGAAAGGCUUGGUGGUAAAGUUGAGAAUUUACACAAGAGUAGGGAACCUCGUGUUGUGCAAAGUACAGUAGAACGAGUAAAAUCCCGAUCUAAAACACCCAAGAAGGAACAAAGUUCUAUGCGUCGAGUAAUUGUAGAAAAGGAUAAAAGUAGAAAGUUAGAAAAUAGGGCUGAGCAUUCAAAAGACCGUAAUAUAGAAAGACGAGUCAAGGCAGAAGUUGUGAAACUUGACGACAAUAGGCAUGAGAUUAAAAGGAAAGACAAGACCGCAAAGGAAGAGAAAAAAUCAGCUAUUGAUGACAAAACUAUUCUUCACAAAGACCAUGAUAAAACAGAAUCACAAUCAGUAAAUGAAAAGGAACGCAAGAAGUCUACUCUCGAUGAAGCACACUUUGAACCCGAUUAUGACGAAAAUGUAGAAUCUGAAAAUGAAACAAAAGAUGAAUCUGGCAAAAAACGAGAGCAUUCCCUUUCUCCUGGUCCUAAUAAUUCAAAAAAACCUAAGUUUGAAACCGAAACUAUAAAAUUAGAUCUCACAAAUGUUAAGAAAAAACCCGAAACCGAAAGCGGAUCUUCGAGUUCUGAUGAUUCGAGCUCAUCGUCUUCUUCCGAUGCUCGUAAACGCAAAAAGAAGAGAAAACGGACGAAGAAGAAGAAGAAACGCGUUGCAAGUGAAAGCGAUAGUGAUUCGGAUUCCAGUUCUGAUAAGAAGAAGAAAAAGAAACGUAAGCAUAAGAAAAAGUCAAGCAAGAAGAAGAAGAAAUCUAAAUAUAAGUAA
Molecule: messenger RNA, 4845 nt
Organism: Leptosia nina
Lineage: Eukaryota; Metazoa; Arthropoda; Insecta; Lepidoptera; Pieridae
Source: the annotation of a GenBank genome assembly